Meriones unguiculatus (Mongolian gerbil) is the source of this 3466-nucleotide messenger RNA. RefSeq names its product discs large MAGUK scaffold protein 4 (gene Dlg4). The transcript is spliced from 20 exons. Gene Ontology annotation, biological process: chemical synaptic transmission; postsynaptic neurotransmitter receptor diffusion trapping; AMPA glutamate receptor clustering. Gene Ontology annotation, cellular component: neuron projection; neuromuscular junction; postsynaptic density membrane. Gene Ontology annotation, molecular function: kinase binding. NCBI's taxonomy places the organism in Eukaryota, Metazoa, Chordata, Mammalia, Rodentia, Muridae. The coding region runs from base 376 to 2649 and encodes 757 amino acids. The record is from RefSeq and is a predicted model, not a curated record.
CCUGGCCGUUUGGCAAGACCCCCGCAUACCCCGGGGCUUCCCGAAAUCCAGUUCCCCUCCCCCACCCCAGCUCAUGCCCCAGCCCCAGAACUCCGGGGCUGCCAGCCCCCUGUGCCCCUGCCCCUCCUGAGAAUCGGGGUGUGCUCCUCCAGCCCCCUCCCCUCCACUGGGGAGCCCUUUUUAGGGUCCCCCCUCCCUUCCACGCUUCCCUACCCUUCUCUCCUCCAACCUUCUCCUUCCCCUCUCACCCCUCCCCCCAUCCUGGCCCCCCCUGCAAAAGUGGGGUGCGGAGGGGGGAGGGGUGAGAACCCACCGAGGGGAGGAACAAAACUCCAAUGAAGUCAGAGCCCCCUACUCGCCGCCGCGGCCCCCAACAUGGACUGUCUCUGUAUAGUGACAACCAAGAAAUAUCGCUACCAAGAUGAAGACACGCCCCCUCUGGAGCACAGCCCGGCCCACCUCCCCAACCAGGUAAACGCCCCCGAGCUGGUGCACGUGGCGGAGAGGAACUUGUCCCACCUCGAGGCCGUCCACGGGGUCGUGGGCCACGCCCACCUCUCCCCCCUCAAGGCCAACUCCCCCCCUGUGAUUGUCAACACGGACACCCUCGAAGCCCCAGGAUAUGAGUUGCAGGUGAACGGGACGGAGGGGGAGAUGGAAUACGAGGAGAUCACGCUGGAAAGGGGUAACUCAGGUCUGGGCUUCAGCAUCGCAGGUGGCACUGACAACCCACACAUCGGUGAUGACCCAUCCAUAUUUAUCACCAAGAUCAUUCCUGGUGGGGCUGCAGCUCAAGAUGGCCGCCUCAGGGUCAAUGACAGCAUCCUGUUUGUGAAUGAAGUGGACGUCAGGGAGGUGACACACUCAGCGGCGGUGGAGGCCCUCAAAGAGGCAGGCUCCAUCGUCCGCCUCUAUGUCAUGCGCCGGAAACCCCCAGCCGAAAAGGUCAUGGAGAUCAAGCUCAUCAAAGGGCCGAAAGGACUUGGCUUCAGCAUCGCAGGGGGCGUAGGGAACCAGCACAUCCCAGGAGACAACAGCAUCUACGUCACGAAGAUCAUCGAAGGUGGCGCCGCCCACAAGGACGGCCGGCUGCAGAUCGGAGACAAGAUCCUGGCGGUCAACAGUGUGGGGCUGGAGGACGUCAUGCACGAGGAUGCCGUGGCUGCCCUGAAGAACACGUAUGACGUUGUCUACCUAAAGGUGGCCAAGCCCAGCAAUGCCUACCUGAGUGACAGCUAUGCUCCCCCAGACAUCACGACCUCGUAUUCUCAGCACCUGGACAACGAGAUCAGCCACAGCAGCUACUUGGGCACUGACUACCCCACAGCCAUGACCCCCACUUCCCCUCGGCGCUACUCCCCUGUGGCCAAGGACCUGCUGGGGGAGGAAGACAUUCCCCGGGAGCCGCGGCGGAUCGUCAUCCACCGGGGCUCCACGGGCCUGGGCUUCAACAUCGUGGGUGGCGAGGACGGCGAGGGCAUCUUCAUCUCCUUCAUCCUCGCCGGGGGUCCGGCCGACCUCAGCGGGGAGCUGCGGAAGGGGGACCAGAUCCUGUCGGUCAACGGUGUCGACCUCCGGAACGCCAGCCACGAGCAGGCCGCCAUCGCCCUGAAGAACGCGGGCCAGACAGUCACCAUCAUAGCGCAGUACAAACCGGAAGAGUACAGCCGGUUCGAGGCCAAGAUCCAUGACCUUCGGGAGCAGCUCAUGAACAGCAGCCUGGGCUCAGGGACUGCGUCCCUGCGGAGCAACCCCAAGAGAGGUUUCUAUAUCAGGGCGCUGUUUGAUUAUGACAAGACCAAGGACUGCGGCUUCUUGAGCCAGGCCCUGAGCUUCCGCUUUGGGGACGUGCUGCAUGUGAUUGAUGCCAGUGACGAGGAGUGGUGGCAGGCGCGGCGGGUCCACUCUGACAGUGAGACCGACGACAUUGGCUUCAUUCCCAGCAAACGGCGGGUUGAGCGACGAGAGUGGUCAAGGUUAAAGGCCAAGGACUGGGGCUCCAGCUCUGGAUCACAGGGUCGAGAAGACUCGGUUCUGAGCUAUGAGACAGUGACGCAGAUGGAAGUGCACUAUGCUCGCCCCAUCAUCAUCCUCGGGCCCACCAAAGACCGCGCCAACGACGACCUUCUCUCUGAGUUCCCCGACAAGUUUGGAUCCUGUGUCCCUCAUACAACACGCCCUAAGCGGGAAUAUGAGAUAGAUGGCCGGGACUACCACUUUGUGUCCUCCCGGGAGAAAAUGGAGAAGGACAUCCAGGCGCACAAGUUCAUCGAGGCUGGCCAGUACAACAGCCACCUGUACGGGACCAGCGUGCAGUCUGUGCGGGAGGUGGCAGAGCAGGGGAAGCACUGCAUCCUCGAUGUCUCGGCCAAUGCCGUGCGGCGGCUGCAGGCGGCCCACCUGCACCCCAUCGCCAUCUUCAUCCGUCCCCGCUCCCUGGAGAACGUGCUAGAGAUCAAUAAGCGGAUCACGGAGGAGCAAGCCCGGAAAGCCUUCGACAGAGCCACGAAGCUGGAGCAGGAGUUCACAGAGUGCUUCUCAGCCAUCGUAGAGGGCGACAGCUUUGAGGAGAUCUACCACAAAGUGAAGCGUGUCAUUGAAGACCUCUCAGGCCCCUACAUCUGGGUCCCAGCCCGAGAGAGACUCUGAUCCCUGCCCUGGCUUGGCCUGGACUCACCCUGCCUCCAUCACCUGGGCCCUUGGUCUGGACUGGAUAGCCCGAGCCCCUCGCACCCCGGCCUCCCUGCCCACCCUUCUUAUUUAUUUCCUUUCUAACUGGAUCCAGCCCACCGGAGGGGGAACAGUCCUCUGCAUGUACCCCGCACCCCAGAUCAGGGCUCCUGGACCCCAGGAACCUGCGGCCUGGGAGGGGGCUGGGCUCCUGGUUCCGAGCCCUUGCUCCCUAGGUCCCCUACCCUACCCGCCCCCACGCACACACAGACCCACGGGGGCCUCUGCCCUCCCCGUUUUCUCCCCACACAUUCCAGAAGUCAGGGCCCUCUCAAGGGAUCCCCCGCUGUAGGGUUGCAGGGCCACAGGCUUCCGCGCUCCCGAGGCUGGGCUCGCCCGCCCGCCACUCCCCAUGCCGUUUCAGUUCUCAUUAUUUUCUCCAUUUUUUUCUUCUCAAAGGUGGUUUUUGGGGGGAGAAGUUGGGGGCUCUGCUGUGGUGCCCCCAUCUUUCACACACCUCCACCUUUUCUUUGCCGGUUUGCAUGAGUGGAAGGUCUAAUGUGGCUUUUUUUUUUUUUUUUCCCUGGGACUUUAUUUUGUUUUAUUUUAGUUUAUUUUUGGGAAAAGGGGAGGGAUGGGUCUAGGGACUGGGGAAUAUGGGAGGGGGGUGGGGGGUAAGGGGUCAGGGGUUGGGUGUCUGGGAGCCAGGGGAAGACAGGAAAUGCUGCCGCCUUCUGCAAUUUAUUUAUUUAUAUUUUCUUUUGAGAGAGUGAAAGGAAGAGACAGAUACUUGAAA